Molecule: messenger RNA, 5242 nt
Organism: Schistosoma haematobium
Lineage: Eukaryota; Metazoa; Platyhelminthes; Trematoda; Strigeidida; Schistosomatidae
Exons: 16
Coding region: 4184-5182 (332 amino acids)
Source: RefSeq, a predicted model, not a curated record
CACAAUUCGAAACAUGGACUUGUUUCCGCAGUACUGUAGUGUGAUUAAAUAUUUAAAGAAAUAUUCUCAUAUAAAAAUGUUUGAAAAUCACCUGAUCAAAACAUUUCGUGGGAAAAAACGACCAGUAUGUGUCAUUCCAGUUUAUCUUGCUCUGCAUGAUUUAUUAGAAGAAUCAGGGCCGAGUCUAAUGUUCGCUGUGUAUCGGUUCUCAAAACUAGAAAAACUUCUCCAAGAACUAUUUACCUACUAAAGAAGCUAAGAAAGUCACUUAUUCUGAAAAUAAUAAAAAAAUUGGUUACAAUGGCCAAAGUAUGCCUCAGGAGAGGAUAUCGGCAAGUUUUUCCUGAUUGCCACUAACUCGUUUCACAGCGAAUAUAUGUAUUUCUGGGUUAGACGGACAUUGUUAAAACAUUUCUAACAAUAAUGGGGGACUGGAUUUGUUUAAAAAGUCGAUAUUGCAAUGCGAAUCACUGACUUGUAGUUAAAGGGCGCUGAUCAUCCUCUUUUUGCAUCUUCAGUAACAUAUCUUUUAACAGUAGGAAUAAUAUGUGUAGUUAGGAUAUAGAGUUAAAGUAAGUGUUGAGAAAUAACUGUAAUCUGUGUGUUCAGCAGUUGGUUUAAAGCUUCAAUAGAUUUAUCUCUCAAAAAUGAUGUUUAUUAAACGUUCAUCUGAUGUCAGUCAUAAGUUUUAGAAUGACAAGUUAGUUAUCUAUGUCAUAUCUGCUCGCCUGCAAGUCCGUAUCCUUUGAACAAAGAAACCUUGUUCUGAUUGGAUUCGUGUUUGUUUAUAUAUUGUAGAUAAUAUUUUGUCUUGCGGUUGAAAUCGAUAUACUAUCGUGCGAUGAUGAUAUAAACUCUAUUAUUGUGGAAGUAAUUUUCACAGACAUUUUAUGCAUCCCAGACUACAAAUUUACUAAAGAUUGUUUGACUGUCAUAGAAGGUGUUGUUAUAGGAAUAACACAUGUUCAUUCGUUCACCAAAGCAGUUCUGUAUUCAUGUCCAGAACAUCUUUGUCCGGGAAAUAACAAUUACUUUAUCCAACAUACAACGGACAUUUACAAAAGGUUGACGAGAUUCCAAUGCAAAUUUUGUCAUACAGAUCUGAGAGAAGAAAUGGAGAAGAGGUUGUUCUCAAGUACGUUAAUAAGUUUCGAAACGUUUUAAUUCAGAAAUUAGACUUAUUGUCAAGCAAAACCGUACAGAUUGUCAUUCAAUUUAUUUAUUUUCACUCGCGAACUAAGUUUUCACUUUAGAUAUUCCAAUUUACAAAAUUUUGAUUCCUUGUUUUGACAUUGCUUUGUAACGCACGAAAUUUACUUUCCAUUUUAUUUAGUUAUUACUUUCAUCUUGUGAAGCCAAUAAUGUUUAAUUACACCAGGUUUCCUUACAGUAUUUUAAAAAUUGUAACCAUUAAAAACUAACCACAUUUGCAAAACAUCAUUUCCGGCUGAAAAAUAUGUCCUAAAAAACAAUAUGUGAAAUAGUUCAUAUCUGAUAACUCAUUUGAUAAGAAAAGUGUACUUAAUUGUAAUUUAAAAAAUGAUAUUUGUUUACUCAUUUGUAUGUCAGUUUAUUAGAUGUAAAAGCGUUCAUACAAACUGAUGAUGUUACGAUUUAGUGAUAUCGAUUAAUUUAAUCUCUGCAAUCUUAAAACACUAGGAUUUUCAUUAUCUUAAUUAUAUAUUGAAAAUAGCAAAAAUAACUGAUGAUAAAUAUUUUAAAAAAUGCACCCAGGCAUUUAAUCAAUUUAAAAUUACAAGUCUUAGUUAAAAAUAUCGGUUUAAUUUACUACCUGGUACAUUCUUCAUUGUUUUAACACACAAAUAAUGUAUUAAACCAAAGGAACUAUUUCAAACACAAUUUACUCAUUGAUAACCAAGCAACAAGGCAAAUGAUCCAUGUAGUUGCAAAAUGUAAAGGGGAUCAGAAUUUAUAUGAAGUAAUAUAUCAAGAAAACUGUUAAGCUUUUAAGAAACAAUUUUGAAUUUUUCUUAUAAUUUGGGGAGAACAGAAGACAAAUGAUCAUCUAGGCAACGAUAGUUUCCUAAACUGGGGUUAAUAUGCUAGAAGGGGAAUAACAGAGUCCUAAUUAUUUUAACAUUUGAAAAGUUAGUUGUCAUAUCAAUAUUUUAAGAGCUUCGGUUUGUAUUUGCAAACGCAUUUUCGCAAACCGUUCCUAUACAAGCUGAUAUUUAUCAUUAUUUCUGAUCAACAGAUUUCAUCAAGCCCGCGUAACAAUUCAUUUUAGAAUGUAACAAGUACUGGUCCAUAUAAAUCAUUUUCGGAUCAAUUCUUACACAAACUAUUUUGUUUAUAAUCAGAAACCAAUAAGUAGUAUGAAAAAGUCAAACUUCCUUCAACUGUAGUUAUUUUUGAGUCCCAAACAUCCAGUCUGACUACUAACUUUCGUUUCAUUAGGCUUAAAUAGUUAGCUAGUAAUUAUAUUAGUUUUCUGGGUGUAGUAAUGAAUGAUGCUAGUAUUAAAAUUUAAUGCGUCCUGAUGAAAAUAAAGGUUCAGAUAUCUUGAUACAUGAUUGUUAUGCUGAAGAGAAUUUUUGGCUAAAGCUGACAUCUUUUAAACCGCAUACUACUACGGAGACCGUAAAAUUUCGCAUUUAUAUCAAAUAAAGAACUAAAGUUAUUGUUGAAUAUCCCAUUUAUAAUGCUUAGAAAGAGUGGAAUUUCUCUUACUACCAAACCCGGAAAACGGAUCAGAAAUUAUUACAUUGAAUAGAAGCGUUAAAUGCACUGUUUGUGAUAAACUAAUUUCCAAACUUAAAUUCGGAAGAAGAUGCUUCAUUUCUGGUGUUCCUCAUCUAAAAAAAGCUGAUCGUUCAUACCAAUGGGAGUUCAAGGUUUAUGGGAUUGAAGAUUCAUUCAUUAGUUCUAUGGACCCUUGGAAAUGCGUUCUCACUACGGUUGUAGAAAAUUUACCUAACUAUAUCCGUGCAUAUGAAUUUGGCAUCGCAUUCACGUUCGCAUUCAUGUUCUUAGAUAAUGUUACGAAACCCGGCACUUUUUUCCUGUUAAAGUGGCUUCUACUCUUACUUCUAGUUCAAAAUGAAUUCACAGAACCUGAUGAAAAACUUUUAUUUUCGCAAGUCUCAUGUAGACCUCCAGCUCUACUUUUAGUGGGACCCCUAGGCGACAACUUAUCAAAUAACCUACUGAGAGCAGCAGGACAAUUUUCAAAACCAUUUUGUGAGCACAAGCCUGGGAGUAGUAUACCUCCGACAUCUUUGGAAGUGGACUUCAGUGGAUCUAAGAAACCAAAUGUAAAAUGCCUUUGGAAAACUACAAAGAAACAGAAUACCUUACAAACGAAGUCUAUAGAGCUGGAUAAAUUGUGUACGAAUGAAGAACAAACAGUUAUGUGUAGGUUUUGAGUUUGAAUUUAGAUAGACUGGAUGAUUAUGAUCCAACUUUCAGUUGAACCUCAAGAUACUCCAUCUAAUUGGUAUCCAGUACUUAUCUGUUUACGGAAACCAAGUGGUAAAAGAUCAGUAACUAAACAUUUGUGAAAUUUAUUUUUCAACGAAGAAGACUCGUAACUGUUUUAAUAUACGUUUCCACAGGCAUUCAGAGUUUGGCGAUUUUAACACCAGGAGUUUUCCUGAUAUAUGUUUUGAGAGAACUGGAGAUUUUGCGUUAUGAGCGAUGAAGAUAUAAAGUUAUCAUCAACUGUUCUACUAAAUGUUUUCAUUUUACAGACUACCGUUUUAAGAAAUAACAAACCAGAUAGACAAUUUUGAUAGCUAUGUAAAUUUAGAGCUAAACUUUUAAAGCCAAGUCAUUAUUCAUGGUUUUGUAAAUUUUACAAAGUUAGACCAGUAAUUUAUGUAACAGCCCUCUGUUAGCGGUACAUGGAUUGGAUUAAAGCAUGUUCCAUGCACGAUUGUGCUGGUGCACAUUGAUUAGCUAAUUCAUAUCCAAUCAGAGCUAGUCGAUACUUCGAGAAGACUCGAGGAUCUUCUCAUGUAAAAACUAUAAAUAUACUAACGUUUUUCUUACUGUGGUUCUUCCUUCCAUAUACCCUUGUUAUCUGGAAUAUAAUUUGGUUCCUGUUCAACCAUGGUCUGAUUUGGGGACUAGUCGAGUGAAUUAAUGUCCAGGAUUACUAAGCAAUAGGAAUAGCUGGGUCGUUACAUGGGAAAAUUAAAACACUUUCCAAAUUCUAGACUCAAUGAAGAACUGCUGCAUUAAGCAAUACAAAUCCUAUGAAACUCCCAACUUACAUACUCUCCGCUUCUUUGUAAUCUACCAACUAGGUGGAACUAUAGAACUGGCUUCUGGAGGAAUAGCUUAUUUCCCAAAUUUGGAAUUUUAUAAGAAAAAGGAACUAACUAGUCUCGUUUACGCUUUAGAGAACAUGACCGUGGGUGACUCAUAUUCACGUUGUGGGGUUAAUUUGACAUCUGUUCAUAAGGUCAGCGAAGAGCUAUUUUACCCUAAUGAAACCACUAUUUGGGCUACUGUUGAAGUUAAUCCACUGCAAAGAAAAAAAGUCGAAGAUCCAAUUGUUAAACUUUCACAAAAUUAUUUAUCUGAUAGAGAUAUUUUUAUUGAAACGAUGGUAAAAACAAACGAGAAGUGUACCAAUUUACUGCUCAAUGGAAAUUUGAAAAGAGUUAUACACGCUUUCGAUAUAGUUGUCAAUACUCAAGAGGCUUCCGGCCCAAUCAAGCUCAUGGAUGGAUCAAUAGCGGACUUCUGUUUAUCAGCAACAUGCAAUUUGGAAACCGUAAAAUCUUCAGGAAAGUCUUCACUCCCAAAUAUGAAAAUUUACUCAAGUCUUCUAGAUACAUGCAAGAAGGCACCUACAGUGAAAAUGGAAGAAAAUGCUAGUAAAUUACUGCAAGUUUACUAUUUGGCAAUGAGGCGUUCAUCCGUUCGAGAUCGAAAAACAGCUCCAGCGUCUGCAUUGCCCACAUUAUUUAAAUUGGCCAAAAGUAAUGCUAAGAUUAACGGACGCAUUGUUGCAAACGAACUUGAUGCUACUGUCUCAAUUUAUAUCUACGACACUUUUAUUCCAAAUCAGACAGGUACAGACUACCUUGGGUCAAAAUCAUUUCACUAUAUCACUGGAAUGGAACAAGAGUCAUUGGAAGAACUGAAUAACAUAUUGGGAUCAAUAAACAAGCAGCUGAAGGACUUAAUCAAUGUUGCCAUGGAUGAAAUGUAACCAACAUUAUUGUCUGUUGCGGUACACGUUUUGCUAAAAAAUAAAUUUAUUCAAUACAGA